AUGCGUUCCAAAAGGAAUAAUAUAAACAAAUGUGGAAUUGAGUCUGCUGCAAGUUCUUUUCAAUCAGCUGAUAGCUAUGGAGUUUUUGGCAGUGCCUGUUCGGACUUCUCAGAAUGCGAAGAGGGCGAGGAAAGGCAUAAAGGAUCUUAUAAAUACAAUCAAAUUCCCUCACUUUCAACGAGCAUCGCCAGUUUCCAAAGUGUUAUGGAGCGAGAGACUGCGCCGUUGCUGCUUUCCCCAUCCUAUAUGCCGGGAUACAAAAGCACACGCUUCACCAGUUCUGAUACCCUGGGUCCAGGCGAAUUAUCAGAUAGGGAUAUUAUCGAGACAUACAAACGAACACAUGUGAAACCAGAUAAAGAAAACAAGAAGAAACAGAGCUCCCUCGUUACUAUUUUUUCAAUAUGGAACACAAUAAUGGGGUCAUCCCUGCUCACAAUGGCGUGGGGAGUUGAGAGGGCAGGUCUUCCAGCUGCUCUUACCUUGGUGGCUUUGAUGGCAGCCCUCUGUUUAUUCACUGCUUACCUCUUAAUUCGGGUCAACGCUUAUCAUGGUGGCGACACAUUCGAGGUUCCCUCUCUAUGCCGCCUUUUGCUUGGUCCCAGGGCAGAAGCCGUGGCACACGCCUUCAGCCUUCUCGUAUUAACUGGCGCUAACGUCGUGUAUUGGAUUCUCAUCACGAACUUCCUGUAUUAUACAGUCAAUUAUUUUAUUGAGGAACCUCCUGUCAACGCAACCAGUCAUAACUCAUCAGUGCUGCUGUGCCCCAAACAUGAACUGAUCCCCGGGUCCUCACGUGAAGCUCACGAUCCAUCCCCAUUCUGGGGCCUGCACACUACUGUACCCUUUUACGUAGCGGUUUUAGUAUUCCCACUACUUAACUUUAGAAAUGUGACAUUUUUUACCAAGUUUAAUUCAUUGGGUACACUAUCAGUACUAUAUUUACUGAUAUUCGUCCUAGUUAAAGGUGCCUCUUGGGGUAUAAACCUUAAUAUGCCCCUUGGCCCACGGGGUGGGACAGACGCGGCCGUAUUAAGUGGGAUGUUGGCACUAUCCUUCUACAUACACAAUAUUAUUAUCACGAUUAUGAGCAAUAAUGAACGGCAAGAUAGAAAUGGUCGGGAUUUAACCAUAGCAUUCCUACUGGUAACUAUUACUUAUACGGUUGUGGGGGCCGUAUUCUAUGUGUGCUUUCCGUUGGCCAAAAGCUGUAUAGAAGAUAACAUAUUAAAUAAUUUUGAAAUGCACGAUGUAAUGACGGUUGUCGCGAGAGCAUUGCUACUUUUCCAAGUAAUAACAGUAUAUCCUCUAGUGGUAUAUAUGUUGCGAACCGAAGCCAUUCUCCUUCUUCCAUUAAAAGAUUCGGGGAAGGUCACCAUUUUAAUCAAUCUCCUAUUGAUUAGCGUCAGUAUACUUGUGGCCUGCCUUUGUCCUAACGUUGGGACUAUCAUAAGGUACACCGGUGCAAUCAGCGGCUUGGUACACGUAUUCACUCUACCGUCUCUUUUGUACAUGAGAUCUCUUCAGCUGAGAGGAGAACUCACUUUCUUUAAGGGGUUAUUUUAUUCGGCCAUUAUCGUUUUUGGCGUUUUCAACCUUGGCAUGCAGUUCUUUAUAUCAUAA
Pieris macdunnoughi is the source of this 1623-nucleotide messenger RNA. The record is from the annotation of a GenBank genome assembly. NCBI's taxonomy places the organism in Eukaryota, Metazoa, Arthropoda, Insecta, Lepidoptera, Pieridae.